CGCCUUGGCUUCAUGGGUUUUUCAAACCGCACUCUCCUUACUUCUUCCUUUUCGGCGCUUCCGCCUUUUUUCUUUUCUGGGCUGCAGGCUUGUGGAAGGCCUGCGGCGAUGGACUGCGCAGUGCCGGCGAGGCCCGGCUCCGUGCGGAUAGAUCUGGCCAAGGCAAAAUGCCGUCAUCCUGACUCACUUUCAAGGUUUGCUGUCAGGUGUGGCGCGAGCGCUGCUUCGCUGGCUGCGUUCCAAUUGCUCAGAAGUCGCGUUCAGCGCCGGGCUCGACCUUACGGCGACCGCUCGGUCGAUGCUGCAAUCAACAUUGGCCGCGAUGCUAGCCGCCAGCGGCGGCAAAAGAUGAGCGAUCAGGCCAAGAAGCAGCUCCGAAUAAUGGAGGUGAAGCGCAAGAUUCAAGUUCUGAAAGGUAGAAAAGCUGCCGUCGGUUACAGUCGGCAAGACGACAAGGAGGACAAAAAAGACGAGGCCGACCAGGGUCAGAUGGAGGAAGGCGAGCCCGCCGAGGGUCUGGCCAGAGAGGAAGCGGGUGAAGCUCAGGAUGACUGGGCAUUUAAACGAAGUGCCACAAGAGCCAAUGUGUCCGAUCCAAGCCUGCUGGACGUCAGCGACAAUUCCCGGGCCAUUGCAGAGACAGAGCUGUACGGAGCCGGUGGCAUUGCAACCUCCAGGCAGCUCAUCGACGCAGCGAUAGAGUUCAAUUCCAUCAAAGAUUGGGACAAGGCUGCCGAGCUGCUGGAGAUGGUCGGCCCAAGGAUCAGUGAGGAGCAGUUGAAUCGCAAGCUGGACUACAAGGAGGCGCAGGAGUUCGACGACGAGGCCACCACGCUCCUUGCCUCUGCGUACGCAAGCUCUGGAAGGCUCACGCUCUCCUUCAACACCUACGACGAGCUCAGGAGUCGUCUCACGGAGCCGAAGCAGCGCCAGCGGGCGGAGGCUGGCUGGGUGGAAGUGGCCUUCAAGAUUGCCGAGCGGCUCCAGAAGGACUAUCGCUGGCAAGAUUGUUUAAAGCUUCUUGAGACGGUCCGUGAAGUCGCUCAAACCCGCGUGGCUGGGGAGAAGAUGAUGGAGGAGAUCGAGAUGUACAUAGCCAUGUGCCUUCAGAAAGUUGGGAGGGAGGAUGAGGCCAUGGAGGUGUUGAAGUCUGUCAAAAACACCUCACGGAGCCGGAAUCGAAAGGCACAAGCCCAGUUCGUGAUGGAUGUCAUGAGUGUUGAUCUGCCCGAGAGCAGGAACGAGGAGUUUCACAAGGUUUGGGAUGACAACUUCAAUCUUCCAAAGGACAUGACGCGGCAAGUGGGUGCAGGAACCAGAAGAUCUGUCAACCUGAACCUCUCCACCCAGGAGCGGGCAUUCCGCACAUGGGCAUCCCAGUACUGGGAGGAGCGCUUGAAGAGUCCGGUCUACUACUUUGCCCUGACCCUUUGGGUGACGUGGCCUUUUGCCAUUCCAGUGGUAUCUAUAUUGCGAAGGUCUGGCAUGCUUGAACCGCUCUCUUGAGCCGGCCAAACGAGAGCUGGAUGC
Molecule: messenger RNA, 1530 nt
Organism: Effrenium voratum
Lineage: Eukaryota; Dinophyceae; Suessiales; Symbiodiniaceae
Source: the annotation of a GenBank genome assembly